Messenger RNA from Cryptotermes secundus, 6133 nucleotides. RefSeq names its product toll-like receptor Tollo. Gene Ontology annotation, molecular function: protein binding. The transcript has 2 exons. Lineage: Eukaryota; Metazoa; Arthropoda; Insecta; Blattodea; Kalotermitidae. The coding region runs from base 284 to 4504 and encodes 1406 amino acids. Gene Ontology annotation, biological process: signal transduction. The record is from RefSeq and is a predicted model, not a curated record.
AGCUUCUUCAGUCUUCGCCUCGCUGCUUUCGAGGUAGGAAGUGGAAUGCGUUAUUAGCGGGUUCCCUUGCGGUGUUAGACGCGCGCGUACGUGAAGCGGUUUAAGACGCAUUUCCCGUGCUGCACUGUUACUGACAAUGGAAACUUAUUCUCGUUUACUGUUCGUUAGUUUUGUUAGUGUGUGUGAUGUGACAUGUUAGUUGUGACGUCACUGGGCACAGAGUGUUGUGAGCGUCUGUCGAGAACACAACGGGAAAAGUGUUAAAAAAGUGUUAGACGUCAGUAUGACGCCACUCCUGCUGCUUAGUUUGCUGACAGUCCUAACAGUUGAGUGCCGUAGUAUAACGAGUAGACACGAGGACGCCCUUAAGGACUGCCAGUGGCAACGCAUGAUACCGCCUCCCGGAUCGGAGAGUGAUGAUGACGCCGCCACCUCAGCGUCGGUUGUUCUCGCGUGCCGCUUGCGAACAAUCGGCGGUACGGACAGCCUGCUUAGAAAUCUCACGUCCUCGCAGGUGGAGCGCAUAACGGCCUUGCGACUCGAGUGUAGUGAUGUUCUGUUCUUCGAGAGCUCACUUGAAAGCAAUAACAAACAUGACGGCGGAAGUUUUCUGGGUCAGCUUCGGCGGUUACGUGACCUUCGCAUCGAGUUCUGUAAGAUCAGGUACGUGCCUUCCGCCGUGUUGGCGUCCCUGCGCGAGUUACGGCACCUCUCGCUACGCACCCACAACACGGACUGGUCAGCCAUGACCAUGGAGUUCCAUCCGCACAGUUUUCGUGGCCUUGCCGAGCUCCGUAACCUUGAUCUCGCAGACAACAAUAUAUGGACUCUGCCUGCAGAACUUUUCUGUGCACUGUACAGUCUCUCUCAUCUCAAUCUUAGUCGUAACCGAAUACAAGACGUUGCCGAGCUCGGAUUCUCGGAUUGGGGAAAUGGCCCAUCGGCUCCUGGGAAAACUUGCAACGUUGGUCUCGAAGUUCUUGACAUGUCAGCAAAUGACAUUAGUCUUAUGCCGGAUAAUGGUUUAUCUAGCCUUCGCUCCCUCCAGAAAUUAUAUAUCCAAGACAAUUCACUUUCAUCCCUGGCUGAUAGGGCCCUUGUUGGCCUCAUUUCCUUGCAAAUCCUCAACGCCUCGAGCAAUUUGCUUGUCGCCCUCCCGCCGGAAUUAUUCCAGAGUUCACGUGACAUAAAAGAGAUCUACUUGCAGAACAAUUCCAUAAGUGUGCUUGCUCCGGGCCUGUUCGAAGGCUUAGAUCAACUUCUAGUGCUGGACAUCUCGUCCAACGAGUUGACCAACAACUGUGUCAACCGCGAUACAUUCUCUGGUUUGGUCCGUCUUGUGGUACUCAACUUGGCACGCAACGAUAUCACACGGAUAGAUUCUCACGUUUUUCAAGAUCUGUACAGUCUGCAGAUCCUCAACCUUGAGGAGAAUGGUGUCGAAGUGAUUACAGAAAGUGCUUUUUCCAGUCUCAGUAACCUCCAUGCUCUAACACUGACGCACAAUAGCUUGGUUCAACUGGAGCCGUAUCAUUUCGCUGGACUUUAUGUGUUAAAUCAACUGUUCCUGGACAACAAUCAUAUAAAAUCCAUCCACCCUCGCACAUUCGAGAACUGUACUAAUUUACAGGACCUUGGUAUUAGUGGGAAUUCUCUGAGUGAAGUGCCUGAAGGAAUCGAUCAACUUCGCUAUCUCAAGACGUUAGACUUGGGAGAGAACCAUAUAUCCAAACUCAGUAACACUUCCUUCGAAGGACUGGACCAAUUGUACGGUUUACGUCUUAUCGACAAUGAGCUAGUAAACAUUUCCAGGGACGCAUUUUCAGGUCUACCGUCUCUUCAGGUGUUGAACUUGGCAUGUAACAAGAUACAGUUUGUUGAUCAAGGUGCUUUUGGGACGAAUCCAACCCUCAGAGCAAUAAGACUUGAUGGUAAUAUGCUGACUAAUAUUGACGGUAUAUUCACACACCUUCCUGGACUCGUGUGGCUUAAUGUGUCUGACAAUCAGCUGACUUGGUUUGAUUACGCUUUGCUGCCACAAAGUCUCGAGUGGCUUGAUAUGCACAAGAAUCAAGUGUCUAAGUUGGGUAAUUAUUUUGACAUUCGCAGUGAACUGCAAAUCAAAAUGCUGGAUGUGAGUUUCAACAGACUGACUGAAAUAGGUGAAGCUUCAAUACCUAACAGUGUGGAGAGUGUUUUCCUAAAUGACAAUAUGAUAAAAAAAGUGCAGGCCAAUGCUUUCCUCAAGAAAGUGAAUUUGAGUAGAGUUGUGUUAUAUGCAAACGAACUUGAAAACUUGGAUUUUGGCGCACUGAGACUCCAACCCGUACCAGAAGACAGAGAUCUCCCCCAGUUCUAUAUUGGCGGGAACCCAUUUCACUGUGACUGUACCAUGGAGUGGUUGUACAGAAUUAAUCAACUGAGUCAUCUAAGGCAACACCCACGUGUCAUGGACCUAGAUACUGUUACCUGCCGUGUCUCUUACUCGCGAGGCGAUGUAAAUAGACUCCUCCUUGAUCUGAAACCAUCACAGUUCCUCUGUCCAUACGAGACGCACUGCUUCGCCCUGUGUCACUGCUGUGACUUUGAUGCUUGUGACUGUGAGAUGACAUGUCCUGAAAACUGUACAUGCUACCACGAUCACACGUGGUCAGCCAACGUAGUUGACUGUUCCAACGGAGGCCACAAAUCGGUUCCAGCUAAAAUUCCAAUGGACGCCACUGAAAUCUAUUUGGACGGAAAUGAACUGACAGAGCUUGGUAGUCACGUGUUCAUAGGGAAGAAGAAGCUUGAGGUGUUGUACCUGAACGGCAGCAACGUAGCAGCAAUCCACAAUAGAACGUUUAAUGGCGUGACGUCACUCCGUGUCUUGCACCUGGAGAAUAAUCUGCUUCAGGAACUGCGAGGAUUUGAGUUUGAUCAGCUCGAGAAUCUGAACGAAUUGUAUUUGGACCACAACGACAUUUCGUACGUGGGUAACGCAACGUUCUCAGCAAUGCGGUCCCUAGCAGUACUUCGGCUGGAUCAGAAUAAGAUCGUUAACUUCUCACCAUGGCAACAACUGGCAGCGGCAGGAGACUCCCUGGUUCAGGUCUCCCUUGACGGCAACAUGUGGACCUGUGAAUGUGAAUCCACGAGCCACUUGGCGGAGUGGCUGCGAGACAACAAGGAUGCUAUGAGUGGUUCCAAUCCAAGCAAGAUGUUAUGCCUCGACGGGAGUAACAAGAAGCCGAAGGAAAAUUUGUCGGAUUUUAUCAAACGAUGCAAUAAAGGUAAUCAGAACGCUGUUGCAACAUCCGUGGUGCAGAAGAACCCGCUAUUUACCACCAGCAUUUUAGCAGAAAGUUACGUGCCACUUCUAGCAGCAUCUCUGGCUGUUAUAAUGGUCAUAUUACUCGUCAGCACUCUCAUAUUUAUAUUCCGCCAUGACGUCAGGCUGUGGGCACAUUCUCGUUAUGGCGUUCGCUUAUUUAGCGAUUCUGUGACUUCUUCUGAAGCUGAUGACGACAGAGACAGGCUCUAUGAUGCCUACAUGGUCUACAGUAUCAAAGAUGAGGACUUUAUAAGCACGGUAAUAGCUUCAGAACUGGAACAGAGUGGAUAUACCAUGUGCCUUCAUUAUCGCGACAUCCAUAUCAUGGCCGGAGCUUCAUACCUGGCAGAUAGCGUGCUGAGUGCCUCAGAUGCCUCCCGCAAAAUCAUUAUCGUGUUAUCCCUCAGUUUCCUGCAGAAUGAAUGGGACCGACCAGAAUUCCGGGCGUCGUUACAGGCUUCUUUGGAACAAACACGAAUUGCCAUGAGAAGAAACAAGGUGAUAUUUCUUCUGACUACCGAACUGCAGACAUUGAAUCUUGACCCAGAUCUGCAGCUCCUUCUGAGGACUUGCACUGUAAUAUCAUGGGGGGAGAAGAGGUUCUGGGAAAAACUGCGUUAUGUUAUGCCCGACGUGGCUGCAGUCAAGAAAAAGAUAAAAAACCGAAAAUCAUCUUCAGUAGCAGUCAAUGAAGUGAAGAAGAAAGUCGCGAGAGAUGAAGCUGGCAACAUGGCUUCUAAAGUUGCCAGCACCAGGUACAUCGCGACGCCAACGUCUCUAGAUUCCUGGUAUAAGUAUUCAGUCAUAUCACAGCCGACGGCUCCUUUACACCAGGCGGUGCCAACCCCUACUCCCACACAGUCAACAUACGUGUCCGAGAAUUCUUCACAGAGGACCACUGACCAUGAAGAAGAGGAAGAGAGCUCCAGUACAACGAACGGCAGUCACCAGUAUGAGUUCCCCGAUCAUCACAAUGUGCACAGCCACACGAGGCAUCCCCAUCAUCACCACAAAAAUAACAACCACAGAAACCACCACCACUUGUACAGCACCAUCCCAGAUUCGACACCACUGACUUAUCCUCACAGCAGAUCUUCUACGUCGAGCGGAGACCCCACGGAGAACUACCCUGCCAGCAUGUGCAAGCAUACCAACGCGAUCGUCGCAAACGGGAGGACUUAUUUCGUGUAGAGUGAGAGUGGGCCCUUAGGAGACAUAAAUACUUGCGCUCAACCCAAAGUGAUAAAGCGGACGUGAGACACAACUUCGAUGUUUCGACUAGUCAACUGAGAGACUUUGAGCUGAAGAUUGUCGGUGAAGCGACCAUGAUCAUGGUUACACUGAAGACUUCAGCAUCCAGAGACGCAAGAAAGUAACGAUGUAGUACAUAUCUUUAGAAGAAACAAUAGUGACAAUUUUUGAAAUGAAGAUUCAAUGUUCGUUAACAGUGAUAAUGUUUAUAACACCGUGAAACACAAGCUAUAUUCAUGCAUCUAUACAAGACCGCGUUGUCACUGUGUAGGUUCAGUGCUCAUGUAAUGUAAAUGAACAAGCAUGACUCAUGUUUCCGAUACAAGUAAAAUAGAAUGAACUGACGAGAUAGAAAGGAUUCUGAGUGAGUUAUUAAGGCCUUGUUACGUGAAUUAUACCAACAAAAACAACGUGUUCUUUCCACGGAGCAAACAUGAAAUCGUAUACCAAUUAGGGUCCAAGAUUACAUUCGGAAAUUACAGAUGCUUAUCUAGAAGCAUACAGAAUCGUGCUGUAAUGUAUUGAGUGCAGUAUUAUGUAACCUUGCUUUCUUCUAGGAAAUUGUACGAUCUAUUCUAGUUAGUUCAGAUAUUAAGAAAGUCUGUAAGACAGGUCUAAAUAUCUGUAAGGAUCAAAAUAGUAUGUAAAGACAUAGAGAAAAAAUCCAUAUAAUUUCUUAUGGUUUCAUAAGCCUUCAUACAUAAUUGUUUAUUGCUUUAAAUUCUGGGCUAUAUUAUUAUUUUAAGAUACAGGUGUGAUUCUGACUAACUGAUCCAGUGAUUACCCUUAAACUGAACAUUCCGGAUUCGAUUUCCGACAAGGGCAUUUAUUUUUCUUUUGACCCUUACCUUCAGGCCGUUCCAAGGUACAUCUAGCCUCUUGUCAAAUUUUUACUGAGUGGCUUAUUUCCAAAGGUUAAAGCAAAAUUAGCUUGAAGUUGACAAUUCACUAAACCAAGUACAUUACUGAGAACUAAAAUGCGCAGGGCUUCACCUCAUAUUUAAUAUACAAGUUUAUUAUGUGAUGUUUAGAUGGAAAAUAAUUUAUUUUCGACGUUUAAUAUGCAAUUUUAUUAUGUAAUUGGUGAUAUUUAUUUUUAAUAUUAUUGUGUAAACUCUAAGUAACUUAUUAUUUAAAUCCUAGAAUUUUCUAAGUCUUACAUUACAAAUAAGUCUUGUCAUACUAACAGUGUUGAGUUCUCUUUGCGUUUAUGAAUUGCAGAGGUUUCUUAGAAAACAACUGGUAACUUUACGGAAAGGAUAUACUUGUAUGAAUGAAAUAUUCCCAACAGGUAUAUGGAAGAGGAUGAUAAUUUCGAAUGAAGUGUUUUCAGGCGAUCAGCUCUGUCGACAGUGAAUAAAAAUGUGACAAGUAAGAGACUGUCUCCCUAUCAUCAGUUACAGAUCAUCAGUCCCCCUGAAGACUGAAGUGUACAGUCAGACUAAUGACGAAGACAGUCUCAAAAAUGUAAAACUGUUAUUAAGCGUCCCAUCCCCCGAUAAGAACUAUAUUUAUGUAAGAUUUGAGGCUUUCACGGCGGUGACUAUGAAGAAAGCAGUCUGCUUUUAC